Molecule: messenger RNA, 2082 nt
Organism: Talaromyces proteolyticus
Lineage: Eukaryota; Fungi; Ascomycota; Eurotiomycetes; Eurotiales; Trichocomaceae
Exons: 1
Source: RefSeq, a predicted model, not a curated record
UCGCGAAUACCCAGCCCCGCCUCGAAAUAUGACGUGCGACCCCGAACAAGUUUCGGCAAGACAAGAACAUUAAAAGACGCGUUUGAAGCAACCUCGCCAGCACUCACCAUGGAGAGCAACGAAGGUGGGACGAUUGAGCCCAUUGCUGUUGGUGGUCGAACGCCAAGUCCAAAUGGCAGGCACCAACGGAAUCUCUCGCUACCUUCUCCGCUGGCAGAAGUUCAUAGCCCUCCUCCCGGCGAGCUAUUAGAAACAUAUCGCAGAAUUAAUGACGCGGACUAUUUAGCGGAUUUGGUCUCAGAGGACGAUUUGGAUAAUGGUGUAGAUUCUUGGUCGCGACGAAGCUCCCGCGAGCGCCGAAAACGAGAGUCUUCCGGUUCUUCAGAUCGCCAGCAAUUACAAUAUGAAAGAAGGGAUAACGAUGUGGGAUACAAACUCGGUUAUUUGGAGGAUAAUACAGACGACCCUUUGCGCGGGACUUUGUCGACUUAUAAACGUGAUGAGGAGCGCUUAAAACACGCAACAACAAGCCAGUCGCCAAUUUUCAGCCGGGCCAAAGGCGGAACCAGGGCAGAAAAUUUGCAAAGGCGCGAGCUGGAAGUAACAGAAAUGCACGUACAAGAGCAAGAGCAUGAUGAUGGACCGCAGCCUGGACUGAACGUACCUAGAAAUUGGGGGAAUAAGUCAAAGAGCCACCGACAGUGGUUGAGCUCGGUCACUAAGCAGAAUGGCGACUUGUCUCGCGAUAAGCCACCUAGACGCGUCAUUGAACGAGAGAUCACCAGAGAUAAUUCCAGGUCACGCAGCCCUCAGAAGAGACUGUGGCCUAAAGGAUCUUCAGAGAGAGAUAUCUCUACCGGCGAUGCGAUCCCAAACACUCCAAUUGUCGUGUACAGGGGUGGAGGCUCUACAGAUCGAACCCAGUUACCACGCAGUGACUCUCGUGACCUUCUUCGCAAGUUGGCUCGUACGGAAAGCCCUAACCAGAGUAACACACCAGAGCCACAAAAGCCAGCAAACAAACCUUUACCGGACAAAACCCCAGUGGUGAUAGGAGCUUGGGUAGACACACCAAUGACGGUACGACCUACAGCGGGGGCAAUUGAAGAGAAUAUCACGAAAGAGCUUGAUUCUCCAAGCAAACUAGGUCCCAAUUCUACGUCAACGACUGUUUCGACUCAACAUUCAUCUUCCGAAGACCAUGGUAAAAAUGUCCAUAUAGAUUCAAGAAACACAGCGGCAGGAAAGGGUGGCAGCUCGACAGAACCCUUUAAAUCAAACCUCAAACAAGAGAACAAGCUAGACUCGGAUAGUGAGAGACAAGCGAACCCAGAACGCAUAAAACCAAAGCUGCCUAAAAGUGCCCUAGAUACUGUUUUAGAGGAUGCAAAAUCGAACGGGAAUCCAUUGCUUUUGAGCGACGACACCAUAAAUUCCCUUCAAGGUCUUAUGGACGGUGCCGAUGCUAAGCUUUCAAGAUUUGCGGAAUUGAAAGACGAGGAUAUAAAAGUAGACCUCACUGCACUGGAGUCAGAUAUUAACGAUCUUCAGACGCAAAAUGAUGCGCAGGCGCUUGACAAGCUGAAUUUCAAGAUACAAUCAAUCAUCCAUGGUAUUCAAGAUGCUCGAACCGGUCUUGAUGGAUUGGAAGACGUGAUUGUAUCUGACGGCGUCGUUCUACCACACAAAGAUAGCAAAGCGUGUAAAGCAUGCGGAAGCACCCAGAACCAACAUGCGGAUGGGCGUAUAUAUCUCGCUAUCCCUAUCCCCCGCCUAUGGUAUCGACAUCCUGUAUCGAAACGCUUACGUUUAACUAUUGUCAGCUGGGCCUUGGUCAUCUUUGGCUGCUGGUAUAUGACCGAGUGUAUUAUGUGCGAUAAUUUCUGCCAUCCGGCCGUCGCCGAGGUUUGUGAUGGUUAUUGUUUACAGCCUGACGCACCACAAUUCCCUUUUACUCUUCCGACUAUGGUGUGGCGAUGGUCACACCUUUCGGUUAUUCUGUCACCAAUAAUCACAAUUUCAAUCGCAUUUUUUCGCCUCGUUGCGCAACUGCUAGGUUUCUGGGAUGGGUACAUUGAUGAU